CCUCUAUCUCCACCCUCCCCCCUCCCCGCAGCACCAAGCACCGCAGAACCAAACCCUAGCCGCGCUUCCCCCCCUCCAGAUCUCGGCGGCCUCCCCCGCCUCAUGGCGGCCCUCGCCCCGACAAGCUCCAGCCUCCCCGCCCGCCGCCUCUAGCUCCGGAUCGGCCGCGCACGCAAGGCCACAGCUAGCCAGCCAGCCAGCCAUGGAGCCCGCCGAGGACGCCGCAGCGGCCGCCGCCGCCGCGCUGGACUCGUGGGAGACGGCCGACAUCGACGGGCCCAUGAGCCGGCUCAUCCUCACCGCGCGCCGCGUGUCCUCGUCGCCCGACCUGGCCGAGGAGCAGCAGGACCCGCCCCCGCCCCCGCCCCCGGCGCCGCCGCAGACGCAGACGCAGGGCCCCGCCGCCGCGGGCGACGAUUUGGUCGCCCAGGUCGAUCAGUUCCUCCGGGAGGCCCUCGAGAAGCCGCGGGAGAGGCUCUCUGUGCUAAGAAUGGAGCAAGAUAUUUUGAAGUUCGUCCGUGACCCCAGACGGACAGAGUUUGAAUUCACGGGUCUCCCAACUUCAUAUCUGCGUCUUGCUGCACACCGCCUGGGACAACAUUACUUCCUCCAGUCCCAUGCCAUACCAGACAACAGUUUGCCUGAUGGAACUGGUUCUCGUAUUAUUCUCCGUAAGACGUCAUCUGAGUGCCGGCUGCCUGCUGUGCGACUUGCAGAUAUUCCAGUUAACCUGCCACAAGAAGAGAGCAGUACUGUGGCCAAAGUAGCAAUCAAGCAGAGGCCUCAAAAGAAUUUCCAUAGCAUUAACAGCUCAAGUCCUCACUCUUCUAGAGACAAUCUCCAGAAAAGUGUUGAAGAAAGAAAAGAGGAAUACAACAGGGCGCGUGCACGGAUAUUUAACAACAGCAGUAGCGGUAAUGCUGCUGAUGGGAGACCUGUUGAGGAAGUGGCUUUGCCCAAUACUCUGCUUAGGUCCUCUUCCUUGGAGUUGAACUCAAGCAAUAGAAUGGGCCAAGGGGCUGAAAUUUGUGCAAUUACUCUUGAAAGGAGCUUGACUACCACUUCAGCCAGCAGCAGGUCAAACCGAAGCAAGAUCGAGAAGGAGCCUGGAGUCAAUAGAAACAGGCAAAAUAACAGGGUUGCAAUUUUCAGGGACCGUGAGUCAGAGCGAAAAGAUCCUGAUUAUGAUAGGAGUUAUGACAGGUACAUGCAAAGAUUUGACCCUGGAUUUGGAUUUAAUGGAGGCCCAUACACCAUUCAACCCCUGUAUGCCCCUGCUGUAAACUACAACACUGAAUUCCCCCAACUUGGCUCAGCACACAGAUCUCCUGUUGCUGUUGAACAGCAGCCUCGUCCAAUAGCUCAGCACAUGCCUGGGUCAUGGUCAGCGGGACAAGCACCUAAUGCAAUUGGCUAUGGACCUCCAGAUGGAGUCAUGGCACCUUACAGUCCUGGUCACGCAGGUGCUCCUGUGAGAUCUUCUGUUUUCAUGCAUGCUUCGCAGCAAUAUGCCAUACCUUCACGCCCUGGAGUGCCAUUUGUACAUCCACCGGAAUCCAUGGGACCAUUUGCACAGACUCACCAACAACCAGAAGCUAGUUUGCGCUUUGCCCGGCCCCGGUGAGGGGCCCGGGCAUGCCUGCACCUGCCAGCACGCGCUCAACAUGUCAAAUUGGAUGAUGCAUCCAAUUUAACUGUUGCUGGAGGACUGCAGGCAUAGAGUGACCAAGAAGCGCUGGGCAGAGGCAUUCACCCACUCAAUCAUGCCAGCUUAUGCGUUCUUGGUGUUUUUGCUCCCUGCAUAUUGAGAUGCAGGAGGGGCAUGAUAUACUCCAUUGAAAGGUACUUGAGGUUCAUUGGACAGACUUCUAGGUCCAAUGCACAAAGAAGCCGAGAAGUGAAGGGCAGGACCAGUCACCUCUGUGGUGCUGCCAGCUCAAUUGCUGUUGCUUGCUCCUCUCAGAUUAAGAUGCUGGAGGUUUAUUGGACAGAUCCUUAAGUCCAAUGCACAAUUCUCAGUGCGGUUGCAUGCUGCUCUCAGAUUGAGAUGCUGGAUGGGCCCAUCUUGUUGCUUGCUCCUUUGAUGGGCCCUUGACUGAUGAUGCAACAACAACAUAGCCUUUCCUUGACUCAUGAUGAUGAUGAAAAAAAGAUUGGGAUGGUGGGUGCUGGACCAGAGAAGAGUUUGGGGGUGAUCCACCAUGUUAACAGGCAAUGGGGAAUUGGGGAUGCGGUUUCUGAUGGGCUGGAAGGAAGAUAUAGGCACUUGCUGUGUUGGUGGCUACGGAUGCGGCACUCUUGAAGAUGAGCAAGAGUGAAGACAAGGUUCUUGAAGAUGAGCAAGAGUGAAGACAAGGUUCUUCCUUGCCUAGUGCAGCCCUGGCUCGAUCAGGACUAGGAAGAUGCUGGCGUCUGUUGCUGCCGUGGCUGUUUUAAGAUGAGUGUUGUGUUGUACAUGAAUGUGCGUUAGCUGAGUGACCCAGAAUAUUUACUGUACUAUGUUAAGUAACGACUCUAGGUGGUAAACUGAGAUGACUAUAAAUCAUUAUGCUACGGCGAUUAGUGUUAGUUCCACAAUGACGCUAAGGUGGUGCCGACGUGCCGGUACUGGAUGUAUGCUUUGCUUAUCUUUCUGUGCGAUGUAAAUGACGGCUGUGAGCCUGUGACAAUACACUGUACAACAACUGUGUCAUGGUAUAUGUGCAGGUGUGCCGAGUGAUCCA
Molecule: messenger RNA, 2723 nt
Organism: Panicum virgatum (switchgrass)
Lineage: Eukaryota; Viridiplantae; Streptophyta; Magnoliopsida; Poales; Poaceae
Product: R3H domain-containing protein 2-like
Exons: 5
Coding region: 203-1624 (473 amino acids)
Molecular function (GO): nucleic acid binding
Source: RefSeq, a predicted model, not a curated record